AUGUACGUGGUGGUCAAUAUACAGGCGGGUCAGCCGCUUGUGGAUCUUAUGACCAUAUUGGUACAUAUUUUUCUGUCAUUUUAAUCAUUCUCCAGCCUAUUCACGAACAUAACUAGCCUUUACAAUAUUCUUUGACAAUUUUUUUCAUAAAUUGACGAUUUUGUAUAAAAAAAGUUUAGAAAAAGUGUAUAUUUUUCGUGUUUCUAGAAAUAAUAAGUGUUUUGAACUUUGACUGAAUUUUUUUAUAAACCAACUGGAUGGUGGUGAAAAUGAAAAAAAUUUGCGAAAGCAGCUUCAUGAAAAAAAGAGGGAAAACAUAACUUCCAUCAUAAAAAUAUAAAAUCGAAACAUUUUUCAGGCCUCACGAAUGUUGACGUUCUCUGUGACGGACGACCUUCGGAAAAAUGUGCACCGCUUGUGAGAAUUUUUCUGAGGGAAAAGGAAAAAUUCUUUUGAUAAAAAAAGUUUUUUUCAUUUUUCUGCAAGGUGUGAAAUUUGGUUUUUGCAACAAGUUCAAAAAUUGAUUUUUCACAAAUUUUUUUCUAGUAAUUAUUUUUAUUUUUUUCGAUACGUUAAUGUCGAUAACUUUUUUUGAAAAAAAUAUAGCAUAAUUGAGCAAAAAGUUAUCAAACUGUUUUUUUUAAAUUUUUCCAACAAAUCGAUCGUGAAGAGCUUGAAUACGAAACAGAAAAAAGAAAUUUUGCGAAUAAACGGCUUUUAUCAGUCUAUUGUUCAGCAAACCACGACCUGAGGGAAGUUUCAACACAGACCGAGGUCCCCGUUGAAGAAAUGGACCUUUCGCAGGGUUUUUUGGUUCACGACGUGGUAGGUUUUCCGUUGAUUUUUUAUAAAUGAGUCAAUCGAGUAAUAUUAAUCGUUUAAUUGAAAGUAAAAAGAAUAAAUAAAGUUAUAGAAUGAGUUUUAGAAAAAGUUCUCAAAUUGUGAAAUUAUGAGCAAACCUUCUCUCAUACUGAUGGGGGUUAGUCCAGCCAUGUUAACCCGGGUCUCAGCGGACACCUUGAUUUUACCUAUAGGUAAAACUUUUCAGGUCAUUUUAGGGCUGUUUUUUCCUCUUACCCCUAUAGGGACCAUUCUAAAAUUUCCAAGUCUCCAUGUUCAACCCGAAUAGGCACAGUCAUUAAAACUUAAACUUUCGGCGUUUUUUAUCCCAGCUGAUGCACCGCUUUAGCACAGUUGGGUCACCAAUUUUCGAAAUAAACCCAGCUGGGUCACCUGGUUUUUCUUAAACUCCCUGUUACCCCGUUUUAGCCUAACUGAGACCCAAACAGCCUAAAAAACAACGGUUUAACAUAGGCGAAUCGAGAAAAGGGUAUCGCGAGACCCUCCGAAUUCUCACGAUGGUACCUCGAGUAUACCUCUGAGGAUUUUGAGCAAAAAGAGACUUGAGAGAGGCUCUAAAGUACCUCCGAGAUGGCUCAGAUAUAGCUAAAGGUAUGCCGGAGGUCUCAAGAUGGACAUAUUAUGGGGUCUUCACGAUCCAUUUUGAGAGGUACCUUUGUGGACACAUUAUGGUACCUUCUCGAUUCGCCUGUGAUUACGGGUACACUCGUUGAGGCACCUAGCUACCAUGCGAGUUCUAAACGACUUUUUUCCUUUCAAAUUUCAUAUUUUCAGACAGUCAACUCGACGAGAAACUUCGAUGAACUCGAAGCCAGUGUUUCUGUAACUCCGUCCGUCAAAAUUGAAGAAACAUCGCCAGUAACUCCGAACGCACAGCUCCAGGAACAAAUUAUCCGCAGUCUUUUCAGCCGCAAAACUGCCGGACUCUCUACGGUAUUUUCUUGAUCUUCAAAAAACAAGUACUCUCCUAGAUUGGCCAGUUUUGGGAAAAUUAAAAGUUUAAAAACUUUUUAAAUCUAUCAGGUCCAUUUUUCAAAUAUUCCCAGUGAGAAAUGUAACCGUUACUACAUAUGCAAAAUCGGAAAAGGUUCCAUAUAUAUGUUCCUUUUAGGGUGAGAAAGGUUCCUUUUUUGCGCCAUUUCAUCGGCUCUUAUGUACCAUUUUUGAUGCUUCUCCUAUUUUUCUUGAGCCUUUAAAAUCCCAGAAAAAUGGAAGGCUCGAUAAAGGGACUCUUUUUGCUGCUUUUCUGAGACCUUUUUGCUGCCAUUCUGCAGCCUUUUUGGAGUCUCUCUCUUUGAACGGCCACUAUCCACCAUUCCGUCUUUGCCCGAGUAUUCAGAAAUGCUAUAAAAAUGUUUAUUUAGUAUCGAUUGUACUCUUUUCUCCAGGGCGAUGACCAUAUGGAUUCUGGCGACGAUGGCGAGGAGGAUUUCGAGGAUGAGAUCGUAUCCACGAAGCCAAAAACUCCUGCCGACAAUCCCAGCUUCAACAAGUUCAACAUGAAGAAGCGGGGAAUGUGCCAUGUAAUUGGAAAACAUCCGUGAAAGUAUGAAAGAUAUUUUUCCAGGUUUGUAAACGGGAAGUUUCCGUUAUUUCAACGCACAAACGACGGCACGCCAUCACUCAUCUUGGCUUCAAAACGUGGGGGUUUUUUUUGUGAUGAAAUAAGGGACCGUAUAUUUUUGCAAACAUCAAGAGUUUACUGGGAAAAACAGCGCGCAAGUCAAAAAAUUAACGAGCGCGCAUGCAUCAGUUUAGAGAGCACGAUAAACUUGGAGAGACCAGAGUCUUCAGGUUCUACGCAUCUGCCAAAAAAAUUGGCAUGCCAAAGGUCCUUAGACAGUGUGCAGAAUCUGGAGGGACCAGCGCGUAGGUCCUUAGACAGUGUGUAGAAUGGGUAGAGAGCAGGGUGCAGGUAAUUAGACAGUGUUUAGAAUGUGGAGAGUACGAGUCUGGUCUCUCUCUGUUUUCCGUGCUCUCUUAACUGACUUGUGCGCGUUUUUGAAAUUUUUUGGUCGUUUCGCGGUAGAGCGCAUGAAAAUUUUAAGUUUGAUGAUAUGAAUUUUUUGAAAGACUUGAUGGGUUCAUAGAGAAACGGACAAGAACUUCUUUUAAUGUCAGAAAUUUUUUAGCUGCCAAUAUCAAGAAUUGAAUUGUUUCAUCCAGGCUCCGCUGCACGAUGUGCCACAAAUACUUCAGUCGGCAGGAUUUGUGCGGACCUCAUUUCAAAAAGGAGCAUCCUGGAGCUGCGGUGGUCCCGUUUGAAGACAUGAUGUCUGGAGAAGAUCUCGCCCAGCUCAAGGAAAUGUUGAAUAUGUGUUUCCCCAAAAUUGCUCGCAAACCCUUGCCCACGAAUUGA
Molecule: messenger RNA, 3220 nt
Organism: Caenorhabditis auriculariae
Lineage: Eukaryota; Metazoa; Nematoda; Chromadorea; Rhabditida; Rhabditidae
Source: the annotation of a GenBank genome assembly